AUGGAGCCCCCUCGUACCCCGUCUCUCAGUGCCCUUACAGACAGCCCCCAGAGGGACAGCCUCUACAGACGGCAGCUACUGCAUGACCCAGCUCCGUCUCCCCCGGUCAGAGACAUUGGGCUGUUUAACUGUGGAUCUCCAUACCACGUUCUCUACACAGACCUGGAGGAGACCCCGCUCACUGCCAAUGAUCUGGACCCCCACUCAGAGCUGGAGGGUGACGCCCCGGACGGCUCGUUCUCCAACCGGAACGGGCGCCAUGCCAUCGGGCACGUGGACGACUACAGCGCUCUGCAGCAGCAGGUCCUGGAGGGGAGGAGUCUGGUCCAGCGAAUGGAAACAGCCCUGCAGGCAUUCCUCAGCCAAUCAAUGCUGGAGGGCAGCCAGGACCAGGUCCUCCUGGACUAUGGGAGUGUGAGGAGUCUGCUGUCGAACACCAAGACCCUGAGACAGAUCCUAGAGGAGGUUGUGUCCCUGACGAAGAUGUUUUGGAGGGCUGCCCUGCCCAGCACAGACCGUUCCACCCAUAACCUUAAGAAGGUGCACUAUACAUGA
Molecule: messenger RNA, 555 nt
Organism: Salvelinus namaycush (lake trout)
Lineage: Eukaryota; Metazoa; Chordata; Actinopteri; Salmoniformes; Salmonidae
Product: myomegalin
Exons: 4
Coding region: 1-555 (184 amino acids)
Source: RefSeq, a predicted model, not a curated record